GCUGAGAGACUGCCUGGCAGGCUCACUUGUCUUGAGACACGAGAGAAACCACAAUGUUUUCAUCCUGUCUCGGGAAUACUAGAGAAAGAGGCUCAGACCUCAAUAACGAUGAAAGUAGACGCCGAGGUGGAGUCCGUGGUGGUGCAUGGAGACUCCGGGCACGCUCCUGGUUCCAAGGCAUCUGGCCAUUUGGACGGAGAGAAACAAACUUGAGCCAGGAUAGCCAGGGUAGCCAAGAAAGCCGUGGAAAUCAGGGAAGCCAGGAUUACCAGGAAAGCCUGGGAAGCCAGGGAAGCCAGGGCAACCAGGGCAUUCAGGACAUCCAGGGUAGCCAGGAAGGCAAUGGAAACCAGGGCAGCCUGGGAAGCCAGGGCAGCCUGGGAAGCCAGGGCAGCCUGGAAAGCCAAGGAAGCCUGGGGAGCCAUGGAAGCCGGGGAAGCCAGGGCAACCAGGGCAUUCAUGACAGCCAGGGUAGCCAGGAAGGCAAUGGAAACCAGGGAGCCCUGGGAAACCCGGGAAGCAAGGACAAUGAGGGCAACCAGGACCAGGACAACACAGACCAGGUUGGACAGGAGUCUGCACCUGAGGUCCUGAACGAGUCCCCUAGCACCCCCGUCUACGGUCCUCUGGAAGAGAUGAUGUCUUUCCUGGUGAUGGCUAUCCAGGGUGGAGACUCCUUCUUUGCCCUUGUCUUCCUCUACAUUCAAGAAAGGCUUCUCACCACCCAGGAGGUGCUGGACCUACUGUUCACUCGAUACACGUCAUUCCGCCCCGACUGUGACGAGGAUGAACAAGUAAAGAACACCAUCUGUUCCCUCCUGGACUACUGGAUCCACAAGUUCCCUCAGGAUUUUUGCAAGAUUGAACACUUGCCCAUUCUGACUCGGGUGAAGAACUACUUAAUUGUGAACAUGCCCUACUCAGACCUUCUGAUCCGUGUCCACUAUAUGCAGGAAAAGUUGCAGUCACAAGUGGCCAGAGAUUCAGGGUCCAGCAAUGAGGAAGCCUCAGGCUCCACGGCCUCUUCCCCUUCUAGAGAUGCCUGCAUCAGCCGCACAUCUGUCUCCAACCUUAGAUCUGGAGAGCCGAGCAUCCCCACAUGCAGCGCUCCAAAUCUGUUGACCAGCAAUGAGGACGGCUAUUCUGCAGACAGCAGCAGCCUGUGCACUGGAGCCGGAGAGCACACAACCAGCACAACGUCCUGUGACAAGUGUGCAGCUGGAGCCAGUUGUGGCAACAGCUACGUUUGUUACAUCACAAGUGUUUGAAGCUGUGGAUGUUAUAUCCAUGGCCGUGAGGGCAGACACAGUGCCACUUUCAACAUCUUGCUUGGGCCGCAGUGUUCUGCCUCCCCAGGGAAUCGCCCUUCCACCCCUUCUCCUCUGGUUGUCCACAAGAAUCCUCUCUGCAGACUGCACAGAUUCAUCUGUUCCCGACACAAUGACUCCCCGAUAUCAACCCGGCAGCAUUGCCAGCCCCACAGCCAGACUCACCCUCCCCUGGAUAGUAGCCUUUUAUUAUUCUCGUUCUUUUUCAAUGUUGUGUUACUUUAAUCACUGUAUUAGUUUUAAUAAAUUGUUCAUGUUUGA
Messenger RNA from Mesocricetus auratus (golden hamster), 1589 nucleotides. RefSeq names its product collagen alpha-1(III) chain-like. The record is from RefSeq and is a predicted model, not a curated record. The transcript has 5 exons. Lineage: Eukaryota; Metazoa; Chordata; Mammalia; Rodentia; Cricetidae. The coding region runs from base 54 to 1268 and encodes 404 amino acids.